AUGAUGCCAGAUUAUGGUAUCGAUGAAAAGGGAUAUGAAUUAUUCCCAAAGGAAAUUUCAUCUGUCACUUCAAAAACAUCAGGAAUAUCUAGCAUUGAAGUCAAUCAACUUGGUGGUGCAUUCGUAAAUGGACGUCCACUUCCACUUCGGUUACGUUGCAAAAUUAUUGAGCUAACAAAACAUGGAUUUCGACCAUGUGAUAUUUCACGACGAUUAAAAAUUUCACAUGGUUGCAUUAGUAAAAUUUUGUCACGUUAUGCAGAAUAUGGUACAAUAAUGCCUGGUACCAUAGGUGGUAGUAAACCACGUGUUACAACUCCUGCGGUAGUUGAAUAUAUACAUCGUUUGAAACUUCGUAAUCCGCGAAUCUUUGCCUGGGAAAUUCGUGAACAACUAUUGCACGACAAAAUAUGUCAUAAACAUAAUUUGCCAUCUGUGAGUUCCAUUUCUAGGAUUCUCAGAAAUAAACAUAUCACUCCAACAAAUGAUUCGUGCUGCUUGUCAAUUUGUAAGUAA
Molecule: messenger RNA, 516 nt
Organism: Cercopithifilaria johnstoni
Lineage: Eukaryota; Metazoa; Nematoda; Chromadorea; Rhabditida; Onchocercidae
Source: the annotation of a GenBank genome assembly